Messenger RNA from Tetrahymena thermophila SB210, 2325 nucleotides. RefSeq lists its product as hypothetical. The transcript has 2 exons. The record is from RefSeq and is a predicted model, not a curated record. NCBI's taxonomy places the organism in Eukaryota, Ciliophora, Oligohymenophorea, Hymenostomatida, Tetrahymenidae.
AAAUAAAAACUUAAUAAUCAAUCAAUCAAGAUAAUGAUUUCUCAUAACUUUGUGCGUGGUAAUCCUUUUGAAAAUGCCAAGUUACAAAAAAAUCUCCGCUUGAAAGAUGAGACUCAUAACUUGGUUGAAUAAAGACUAUCCAGCUCACCUUUUAGUAGAAAUUAAAAUUCUUCAUCUACUUAUUAACCUUCUUAAUCAACUAUUGAAAGCAAAUCGUAUAUCAUCUUAGAUAAUAAUCAAAAUAAACAUCUUUCUGAUGAUAGAAAAUUACAAUAAAAGCAUGCGCUACAAGCAAAUAAUACUAGUAAUUUAAGCUUCUUUGCAUCGGAGGAACAAUAGAACUUAACUGAGAAGAGCAUGUUUUAAAAUAUUGAGAUUUAAAAGUAGGUAGAAAACACAAAAUCUGUUGAAUAACUUUCAUAUAGAAGAUGUUAUACACCAAAUUUACUGAGAAGUACAAAAUAAUAUGAGGAUUGUUAAUAAAAUUCUCAAUUUUAAUUUAAUGAUGCUGGAAAUUUAUCAAGCAAUUAAAACGUUAACUAUAUCAGCAACAACCAACAUCCAGAGUUUAUGUAUUAGAUUAAAAAUAGAAGAAUAUCUAAAAGGCAUUAAGAUAACUAAAUUCAAUAAAAAAUAGACAUUAAAAAAUAAGAUAUUUAAUGGAUUUUAUAAGAGGACAAGAAAACAAUUAAUCAUUUAAUAGAGAAUUCUGGCCUUAAAAAUGGAAAUGUAAUUGCAUCUAAUCAAAUAAAUGGAUAAGAUUUAUAGUACCUUUUGUAAAAUAAUUACAAAAACGUUCAAAAAAGUAAGUUCUAAGAAACAGGUGAGUAGUAAUAGUAAGGUAAUUCAUCUUCUGAUACCAAAAGAAAAUCCUUGAAUAAUAAAUUUGACUGGAAAAAAAGACUUGUUUCUGAUAUAAAUGAAUAAAUUAGUUAAACAGAGUGCAUUUAAAAUGAAAAUUUAAAUAAAAUUCAAUUAAAUAAAUUGAUACCAUUAAAGAUUAAAUGUAAAACUGAAGGCCCUUCUAAGAGAAAUUCUAAAGAAGAAGAAUACAGCAAAGAAUUAAUCUAGUAGUAGAGCAAUCAUAAAGUUUUUAACUUGUUAGAUAGCAUAGAGCCUACAUCAGUGCAAAAAUAAGAUGAUAAGCCCUCUUUACCAGAAGUAAUUAAAAAUUGUGGUAAAGAAAUAGCACCACAUCCUAGGAAUUUCCCCACUCAUAUAUUUUCAGAUAAAAUUAAUUAUUUUGAUUUACUAAAGAAGUUAUCCUAAAAUUGCAAAAAAUCUGAAAUUAGAUCAAUCUCUACAAAUCCCAAAUCUAAAUAAGACCACAAUAUUUUUGCUCAUGAAAGUCCUUAGAAGCAGAAAUCUUGUACAAGAAAGUAGAUUCAAAUGGCAAAUCAAAGCCCUAUUUAACUUCCAAAAGAUACCUAAGAUAUUUCAGAUAAUUAAUUCAACAAUUAAGAUUCUUCAGACUAGGAUAUAGUUUAAGAUUUGUUAAAUGUAACUUUGAAGCCUAAGCAAAUUCAAAUAAAUAAGGGAAUGUUUAAUUCAAUUAAAUUUUAUGGAAGGUUAAGCUCAGUAAGAAGAAAUAAAUCAAAGGAAAAUGCAAGAAAAAUUUAAGAGAUCAACCUGUUGCAGAAGUAAAACUAAAAAUAUAUCUAAGAUACCUUCUAUCAUCAUUAAUAAUAAUAAUAAUAAUUAAAUAGAUCUGUCAAUUAUUUUGAUAAUAGAUAAAUUUUCAAUUAAGAUAUUUUACAUUAGAACCUUAAUCAUCAUGACUAACUUAAUUAGAUAUAAAAUCACUUGAAAUUAGAUUCAAACUAAAAAAAAGUAAGUGUCUUAUCAUCUGUUAAUUCUUUAGAGCUUGAGCCCGUGUAGCAGUUCUCAGAAGAUUUUCUGUAGAGCUUUAUAGAGAAGUAGAAUAAAAUAAAUACAUUCUAUACUCGCUUUAAUUAGAAAAAGUAAAAAGAUUCUCCUCUAAAAAGUGUAAGAGGAAAUCAAAGUAUAUAUAAAGCAGAGUCCCCAAUAAAAAUUAAUUCAAUUAGUCCUCAAAAAAAUGCAUCUAGUCCUAAUAAAAAUAAAUCUUUUGUAAAUAAUAACCACAAUUCUAAAAAAGAUUAAAAUACUAAACUACUUACUCCUCUUAUCUAACCAUGUUACAAACCAGUGGAAGCAAAUAAAUACAAUCAAAUAUAUUCUAAAAUGCUUUAAAGCAAAAAAGAAUAAGAUAUCAUGCCAUGGGAUUACUCUUAAAGAGAUAGUCAUUUGCAUGACAUUGAUUAAUAUUUAAAUUUAAUAGAAAAAACAGGAAUCAUUCAAGGAUGA